This is a messenger RNA of Geodia barretti, 234 nucleotides long. NCBI's taxonomy places the organism in Eukaryota, Metazoa, Porifera, Demospongiae, Tetractinellida, Geodiidae. The record is from the annotation of a GenBank genome assembly.
CCCCUCCAUAGCUGCCGUGCAGGAGCUGGUCUCCUGUGAAGAUGACAUGAUAUCCUCCAAUUUCGAUUUCCCGACAGGUGAAACGAGUGUUUCCAGUUUGAAUCCAAUUGCUCAAUGCUAGUCGAUAGUGGAUGCCUUCAUAAAAACGAAAAGGACUCAUUUUUGCAUUUCCAAAAAAGUACUCAUUUUUCUCAUUUGGUUGAGAGAAGAAGUCAAGACCAUAUGUGUCAUUGU